AUGUACCCACACGAGAGGAUACAGCCACCGUCUCAGGUACCCACACAAGAGGAUACAGCCACCUCAUGUACCCACAAUAGAGGAUACACCCACCGUCUCAUGUACCCACACAAGAGGAUGCAGCCACCGUCUCAUGUACCCACACAAGAGGAUACAGCCACCGCCUCAUGUACCCACACAAGAGGAUACAGCCACCUCAUGUACCCACAAAAGGAGAUACAGCCACCGCCUCUGUACCCACACAAGAGGAUACAGCCACCGCCUCAUGUACCCACACAAGAGGAUACAGCCACCUCAUGUACCCACACAAGAGGAUACAGCCACCGCCUCAUGUACCCACACAAGAGGAUACAGCCACGGCCUCAUGUACCCACACAAGAGGAUACAGCUACCGCCUCAUGUACCCACACAAGAGGAUACAGCCACCGCCUCAUGUACCCACACAAGAGGAUACAGCCACCCCAUGUACCCACACAAGAGGAUCAGCCACCUCAUGUACCCACACUAGAGGAUACAGCCACCUCAUGUACCCACACUAGAGGAUACAGCCACCAUGUACCCACACAAGAGGAUACAGCCACCGUCUCAUGUACCCACACAAGAGAUACAGCCACCGCCUCAUGUACCCACACAAGAGGAUACAGCCACCUCAUGUACCCACACUAG
Molecule: messenger RNA, 666 nt
Organism: Homarus americanus (American lobster)
Lineage: Eukaryota; Metazoa; Arthropoda; Malacostraca; Decapoda; Nephropidae
Product: protein FAM83H-like
Exons: 1
Coding region: 1-666 (221 amino acids)
Source: RefSeq, a predicted model, not a curated record